CCGUGCAGCGUUCGAUUCCCCCCCCCCCGCGCACCUCCCCCGCUUUUUAAAGAGAAAUCGGGGUGCACGCUCUAAUCUCAUUAAUUUAUUUAUAUUCUUCGGAGUAUUAAUUAUCAGUCCAAGGCCGAUUUCAAAUUAUUUGCAAUCGCAGCUCCAUUGUUCGCUCCAAUUGGAGGCCCCGCCCCCUCUUUUGUCUGGCGGCGCCGUGAUUGGUCGGCGGCGGGCGGGGGCUGCCGUCAGCGCUCGGGAAGCCCAUUCAUCUGUGCACUUGGGCGUUGGACUCCGCAUCUUAUUAGCGACCAGGGAGAUUUCUCCAUUUUCCCCUUGUCUACAGCUGCUGGUCUCCCAGCAUUUAUACGAACCCACCGCUCUUUGUUUCCCCCCUUCUUUUGGAUCUGUUGAGUUUCUUUGUUGAAUAAAACCAGCAUGGGUGCUCAGUUCUCCAAGAACGCUGCAAAAGGCGAAGCCGCCGCCGAGAAGCCCGGGGAAGCGGUGCCUGCGUCGCCUUCGAAGGCGAAUGGACAGGAGAACGGCCACGUGAAGGUGAAUGGCGAUGCUUCGCCAGCAGCCGCCGAGGCGGGGAAGGAAGAGGUCCAGGCGAACGGCAGCGCCCCGGCCGAGGACUCUGUGAAGGAGGAGCAGAGCCCUUCGGAGGCUGCCUCGGAGAAGGAGGCGGCCGAGGCCGAGAGCACGGAGCCGGCCUCUCCCGUCGAAGGGGAGUCCUCCUCCAAGGCCGAGGAGGCAGCCACCCCUUCGUCCAGCAACGAGACCCCUAAAAAAAAAAAGAAGCGCUUUUCCUUCAAAAAGUCCUUUAAGCUAAGCGGCUUCUCCUUUAAAAAGAACAAAAAGGAGUCUGGGGAAGGAGCCGAGAACGAAGGGGCAGGCGCUGCGGGAGAAGGGGGCAAAGAGGAAGGGGCGGCCGCCACCCCGGAGCCCACCAGCAACGAGGAGGAGAGCAAAGCGGCCGCCCAGGAGGCGUCUCCUUCCACUGCUGCCGCCGCCGCCACCGGCAGCACAGAGGAGGCCAAAGAGGAGGCCGGGGGCUCUCAGGAGGCCAAAUCGGAAGAGACUGCGCCCGAGAAGCCUGCUGGGGAGGAGGCCAAGCCUGCCGAAGAGCAGAAGCCCGAGGAGAAGCAGGAAGAGGCGCCAGCUGCCCCCAGCGCUGCCCCCGAAGCCAGCUCAACUGAGCAAGAGGCGCCCAAAGCAGAGGAGCCGGCGGCAGUGGCAGCUCCUACACAGGAAGCCCCGUCCGAGUCUAGUCCAGAAGCUCCACCAGCUGAGUCGGCAGAGUAAAAAAAGAGAGAGAGAGAGGAAAAUUUGGCAAUUUUGAGAUGAUCGAACUUUUCUUCCCCCCCGUUUGUUUGUUUGGAGUGGUGCCAGGUACUGGUUCUGGAGAACUUGUCUACAACCAGGGAUUGAUUUAAAAGAUGUCUUUCUCUUUUUUGUCUCUACCCACAGAUCCCAUCUCAGAUCAUUCUGUUACCACCAUUCCAACCGGCAGAGGAGAGACUAAACGCCUCCCUCUGCCUCCUUCCUCCUCCUCCUCCUCCUCUUUUUUUUUUUUGCAUCAGUAUUAAUGUUUUUUGCAUACUUUGCAUCUUUUACUCAAAAUGUAAACUUUUUUUUUCUCUGUCAAUCUAUGGACAUGCCCAUAUAUGAAGGAAAUGGAUGGGUCAAUAAAGGGAUAGCAAAUGAAGUGAUAAGGGGUCACAGUGGGGAAUUAGUGGUGCAGAUAAUUUGCCAAGAAAAUGUGCCACAAGAAAUAAGGGGUUAGUCUUUUUUAAAAAAGAAAGUUAUUACAAUGUAUUUUGUGAGGCAGAUGUUCUAUAAGGUUUACAACACUACAAGUCUUGACUAAGAAGGAAGAAGAAAAAUUCCAAUACUCAGAUUUUAAAAAAAAGAUCAUAGUCUUAGGAAAUUCAUUUAAACCAUAGGAACUUUCACUUAUCUCAUGUUAGCUGUACCAGUCAGUGAUUAAGUAGAAAUACAAGUUGUAUAGGCUUUAUUGUUUAUUGCUGGUUUAUGACCUUAAUAAAGUGUAAUUAUGUAUUACCAGCAGGGUGUUUUUAACUGUGACUAUUGUAUAAAAACAAAUCUUGAUAUCCAGAAGCACAUUAAGUUUGCAACUUUUUCCACCCUGCCCAUUUUAUUUUUAUUUUUUUGUAAAAUUGCAGUAAUCUUGGACCUUAAAAGAAAAAAAGAAAAAACCACACACAAUUUUAAACUCAACCAAGCUGUGAUAAGUGGAAUGGUUACUGUUUAUACUGUGGUAUGUUUUUGAUGACAGCAGACGAUGCUUUCUUUUUCCAGUUGUCUUUCAGAAUAAAGAAUAAAAACCAGUUUCAGAUGCAAUGGUUUUUGUGUAGCAUCUUGUCUAUCAUGUUUUUGUAAAUACUGGAGAAGCUUUGACCAAUUUGACUUAGAGAUGGAAUGUAACUUUGCUUACAAAAUUGCUAUUAAAUUCCUGCUUAAGGUGUUCUAAUUUUCUGUGAGCACACUAAAAGCGAAAAAUAAAUGUGAAUAAAAUGUAGAAUUGGCUGUGUUUCUUUUUCUGGAUACUCUUGAUAGCUUAGUAGAUAGCCUGUAUUGUCUAAAUCUGUAUAAAAGAAGGCACUUGUUUGCCACUUAACAUUAUUCUUUAUUUCUAAAUUACGGAUUGUGUGGUCUUCUGGCCCUACUUAAAAGCUGUAUCUGUAGAGGGAAGAGCAUUCAGGCCUUCUAAAUAGAGAUGUGCAUUGGCUUUUGAAUGAAUAACCUGUGCUACUUUGGACAUAUUGAUUGGCUAAUAUGUCAGAUCUGGGGGGAGGGGGGGACAAGAUAAAUGUGUUCACAACAAGCUUGCACAAGUUGACUUUAGCUAGAAUGGAUAUGUGUGUAGUCAGAGCCUUGAGGACCACUUUAUGGUACAUUAGAUUAUUAUCUCUUAGCUUGAGUUGACUUGACACUUUGGCUGUGGUUGUUUGGGAUAUCUUGGGCUUAGCCUGAGUUUUCAAACAGGGAUGCCUGAAUUCAGGUGUAAGACAGCAAAGGUCCAAUCUUACAUGCGACUUCUUAACCAUUUCAGCAUCUACUUCAGUGCCUAACUUUAAGCUUGUCAGCCUUGGAAGUUUGGCCUAAAGUAAAAAAGAAAAGAAAAAAAGUUUUUGUUCUACCAAAUUGUUGAGCAAUACUUUUUGUAUGUUACUCCCAGCUUAAUAGGUGAGCUAACAAACAAACAAACAAAAAAGAUUGCUAUAUUUGUCUACAAAAGGGUCACUUGGUGCUUGCCUUUUAACUGUUUAGACUUUUGGGCUAAUUUCCACCAAAAUUGCUCAGGGCAAAAUAUGCCUUAAUAAAACAGUAGGCUUUUGUAAAAAACAAAAAAAAAACCCACAAAAAAACAAAUACAGAGUAGUAAUGGUGUUGGAGGGUGGAAAUUGAUUCAAGGAAGUGUUGCUCCUAGGUUUAUAGGUGAAAUUUAGUGUUACACUUAACUUGCUUCCAUCUAUGUUUUCAGCAGUAACUUGCUUUGGAAGCAAUUACACUCACUUUAUAUGAGAGUGGCACAUUAGCACCUUGUUCCCUAAAGAACAAAGCCUGAGCUGAAUGAAGUUCAAUGGAUUCCAUACUGAAUACAUACUCUUAUUCAGCUGUCCACAUCUUUUUUAUUUUUUAUUUUUGGCUUGUAUAUAUACUCUGGUCACCCUGGUAUUAUUUCUCUGUAGUGUUAGAAAUGUAUUGACUAUUAUGCUUUAAAUGGCCAUGGGAUGAAAUAAAUGGAUGUAAAAUGA
Molecule: messenger RNA, 3770 nt
Organism: Podarcis muralis (Common wall lizard)
Lineage: Eukaryota; Metazoa; Chordata; Lepidosauria; Squamata; Lacertidae
Gene: MARCKS
Product: myristoylated alanine rich protein kinase C substrate
Biological process (GO): actin filament organization; central nervous system development
Cellular component (GO): plasma membrane; cytoplasm; actin filament bundle
Molecular function (GO): actin filament binding; calmodulin binding
Source: RefSeq, a predicted model, not a curated record